UUAUAAUACAUAAUGAAUUAGGUAUCUAUUUUAAAUAUGUUAAAAAAUUUUUAAGAAAAUUAAAACAUAUAGGUCAGAAAUUCGUCAUUUUCUCGUUGGCCCUUGACCUUCUCUCUCUCACCGCGCUGUCACUCCAUCUUUUGUUUCACCUCUCUACGAAGGAGAAGGGAAAGAGAAGAAACGAGAGAAAAAAAAUUUCAAGUUUUCGACUCCGAUAUCAGUCCCCCAAACAUUGUUCAACUUCACACACCCAAUUUUCAAAACCUAUUUUUACAAAUUUCUCAAAUUUAUUUUUAAUUUAUAGAAGGAGCAAAUCUCGAUACCAAUCUUGAAAUGGUGAGGAAGAAAGUACCUGAUUGGCUCAACAGUUCGCUCUGGUCCACACCUCCCAGCGACGAUCGCCUCCACCGCUACUCCCCUUCUCCCACCUCCACCACAACAACCUCCUCCGCUGCCGUUUCCCAGCCGACUGUUCAGCCUCCGGUUCCAGUGCCUUCUCCCCCAGUAGUCUCAAAACCUCAGUCCACUCCCACUCCUCCGAAAUCCGAAAUCAGAGAUCCAGUUAAUAGAAAUAGUAACAACAAUAGCAAUGAUAAUGAUCAAAACGGUGGUUCUUCUCCCGUUUCUCCCGAUGAUAUCUCUCGCCAGGCUCAGCUCUUGGCCGAGUUAUCAAAGAAAGUAGUAAAUAUGCGGGAGCUGCGAAGGAUUGCCUCGCAGGGGAUUCCUGAUGGUGCAGGAAUCAGGUCUACUGUGUGGAAGUUGUUAUUAGGGUAUUUACCGCCUGAUCGUGGGCAGUGGUUGUGUGAAUUACCUAAGAAAAGGUCUCAGUACAGGCAUUUUAAGGAAGAGCUCUUAAUGAAUCCUUCAGAAAUCACAAGGAGGCUGGAGAAGUCCAUGGGUUGUGACAAAGAUGAGUCAAAACCUGAAAGCAGGGGUAUGCUGUCAAGAUCACAAAUAACUCAUGGAGAGCAUCCUUUGAGCCUUGGGAAAAGUAGCAUCUGGAAUCAAUUCUUUCAGGACUCAGAAAUCAUAGAACAGAUUGACCGAGAUGUGAAGCGCACUCAUCCUGACAUGCACUUCUUCUCUGGGGAUUCGCAGCUUGCAAAAUCUAAUCAGGAUGCACUGAGAAACAUAUUAAUUGUAUUUGCCAAGUUAAAUCCAGGUAUAAGAUAUGUUCAAGGGAUGAAUGAAAUCUUGGCACCUCUAUUUUAUGUAUUCAGAAAUGACCCUGAUGAGGAAAUGGCGGCUGCUGCUGAAGCCGACACAUUCUUUUGUUUCGUUGAGUUACUGAGUGGAUUCCGUGAUCAUUUCUGCCAGCAACUUGACAACAGCAAUGUGGGUAUUCGUUCCACAAUUACGAGGUUGUCACAGCUUCUGAAGGAGCAUGAUGAAGAGCUUUGGCGUCAUUUAGAGGUCACAACUAAAGUUAACCCCCAGUUUUACGCAUUUAGGUGGAUUACUCUACUCUUGACACAGGAAUUCAAUUUUGCAGACAGCCUUCACAUCUGGGACACGCUUCUAAGUGACCCUGAAGGUCCUCUGGAGACAUUGCUUCGAGUGUGCUGUGCGAUGCUGAUUCUCGUUCGAAGGCGCCUGCUAGCCGGGGAUUUUACUUCCAAUCUUAAGCUACUCCAAAGCUAUCCCUCAACAAAUAUCAGCCAUUUGCUCUAUGUUGCAAACAAGUUGCGCACACAAGCCUCGGGCUAAAGCUUAUUAACCACGCAAUUGUCUCUUUUCAUCUUUUGUCCCCCUUUGACCCUUUUCCUUUGGUUUCAGAAAAAAUAGUGAUUGUAAAUUGGUGGGUGUAAAUUGGUUGGGAGUUACAGCUAACAUGCGGGGAGAACAUUUCUCUCUAUUUCUGUUUCAUUACAUUGUUUUCUGGAAGUAAAGUUAUGUCGUAUUUGUUUUAUUCAGGAUUUGAUUUUGCGGUGAAAGAUUUUGUUUUUGAAACGUUACAUUUACUUCUUAUUUUGAGACAGUGGUGGUUUUAUGAAAAUCUUAUUUAGUAUAAAUUUAAUGUAUAAAAAUAAUUUGUCAA
Molecule: messenger RNA, 2038 nt
Organism: Durio zibethinus
Lineage: Eukaryota; Viridiplantae; Streptophyta; Magnoliopsida; Malvales; Malvaceae
Biological process (GO): intracellular protein transport; activation of GTPase activity
Molecular function (GO): GTPase activator activity
Source: RefSeq, a predicted model, not a curated record